Sparassis crispa is the source of this 858-nucleotide messenger RNA. RefSeq lists its product as hypothetical. The transcript is spliced from 4 exons. Bases 1 to 858 code for a protein of 285 amino acids. The record is from RefSeq and is a predicted model, not a curated record. NCBI's taxonomy places the organism in Eukaryota, Fungi, Basidiomycota, Agaricomycetes, Polyporales, Sparassidaceae.
AUGGACGGCCACAAUUUCGUGUUCCUUGUCCCAAAAUUCCAUAUCUAUGCCCAUCAACAGUCAUGCCAGGACAAUUACUCAUUCCACAAUGCUCCCCAUGUGGCUGAGACAGACAGCGAGGGCGUUGAGCAGCCAUGGUCAGACUCAAACCAGUACUCUUCAAGCACGAAGAAGAUGGGCCCCAGUUCGCGACGCGACUUUCUUGACGAUGUGUUCGCAGACUACAACUGGAGGAAACUGCCUUGUUUCUGGCCGCCGGAGCGCAACAAUCAAGUCUUUGCAUUUGCAGAACUUAACGACGCAGUGAUGCAAGAAGAUCGUGACACAUGGAGAACUGUUGUAGAGUCAUGGGAGAAGGACCCUUCGAAACCUAACCCAUUCGUUGUUACCCGUCCUGCCAUGACCCAAGCAUCUGUGCACCUGCAACUGACAAAUGAGGAGGCUGUGGAGUUGGAGAACAGUGAACAAUGUGGCAUGCUAUGUGACCUCGUUUCCCCGAGUGUCAUGAUCAUGGUCGGGAUUGAGCUGCAGGAACAGCAGUAUCAUCUUCGACAGGACACAGAGGGCCUUGGAGCACAUUCCACGGAUCUUCAAUGGGCUAAGGUCAUCAAGCGGUGUAAUGCUCUUCAUCACAAGAUAGAUGCAUGGGCAGACAUGCAGCAGUUGUUCAUGCCUAGCACCGUGGCAUUGCGCACGCGAACCGCGGCCGCAGCUGUCAAGGAGGUCCCUGUGCAAGAAAUGGCACUCUAUUUACCAUCGGAGUCACCCUCUGGUACCCCUUGCAACUCUCGCAUCCAGAGAUACGAGUUGCGUCUGAGGGUUUCACAAGCACACGAUGCGCUAGAGGAUCUCCAGUGA